Haemonchus placei is the source of this 351-nucleotide messenger RNA. The record is from the annotation of a GenBank genome assembly. Lineage: Eukaryota; Metazoa; Nematoda; Chromadorea; Rhabditida; Trichostrongylidae.
AUGCUGUUACGGUUAGCGACGAUUAGCGCUUGGUUGCUGGUGGCCGCGAUGUCCUCAGCAGCUGCCGACAUCAACUUCGAGAACGCACUCACCGAAAAGCCAACGAUAGAAUGUGGCCAUGGUCGUCUUGCUGUCAGUAUUGCCACCGAGAAGCAGCCACCUUCGCAUGUCUUUGCCAAGGGGCAUUUCAAUCGACCAGAUUGCUCGUUUCACAACACAACGCAUGCCAUUUUUGAUUUCGAGAAAUGCGAUGUGAUGAGGAAAAGAGAGCUACACAUUUGUUUAGCGGCUUCUAUCAAGAUGCAGACAGUAUCGGUUUUGGUGUUCCAUUUUUUCAUUUUCGAGUUCUAA